This is a messenger RNA of Lytechinus variegatus (green sea urchin), 1413 nucleotides long. RefSeq names its product beta-lactamase domain-containing protein 2-like. The transcript has 8 exons. Lineage: Eukaryota; Metazoa; Echinodermata; Echinoidea; Temnopleuroida; Toxopneustidae. The coding region runs from base 87 to 1385 and encodes 432 amino acids. The record is from RefSeq and is a predicted model, not a curated record.
CACACAGAGCACCAAGUAUAACAAAAAGAUCAUUGAUUUGUGAAACUUCAGUGCUCUCUGCAAAAUUCUAUAAAUAACAGAACAAAAUGUCGGCGUGGACCAGCGCAGCAUUGGUUGCGGUGACUGCUGUAAUGGUAACUUGGUUACCCGGCUUCUUUCGACAGCAACCUCCUGUGAUCGUCGACGGGUUCGUUGCAAAAGGCUUUGAAGAGGUUGAGAAGGCUUUCAGGACAAACUAUGAGACACGUGUAGACCAGCGCGAAGGGGGUUCUGCCUUCUCUGUUUAUUACAAAGGAUUGAAGGUUGUGGAUCUAUGGGGAGGAUACGCUGACUAUGACAGUAGACAAGAAUGGAGACAGGAUACCAUGUCUGUUUUCUUCUCUUCAACGAAAGGAAUAGCAUCAAUCUGCAUCGCCAUGUUGGUUGACAGGGGUUUAUUAGACUAUGAUAAACCUGUAUCAGAAUACUGGCCAGAGUUUGCACAGAAGGGAAAAGGAAAGGUCACCGUCAGACAACUCAUGGAACAUAAGGCAGGCCUUCCGUUGGCUGCCCCACCAGGCUUGAACUUCGAACUCCUAAGCGACGUCGCCAAGGCAGGCAAAGUGAUGGCUUCGACCGAACCGUUGUGGGAUGUCGACGGGAAAACACACGGUUACCACGGCAUCACCUUUGGCCCUCUGACUAAUGAGCUUCUGAGGAGAGUCGACCCGAAGCACAGAACCAUGGGCCAGUUCUUUCGGGAAGAGCUAGCGGAGCCCUUCGGUCUAGAUUUUUACAUUGGCCUGCCCUUGGAGGAGAACUAUCGUACUGCAAGAGUGCUGGGAGGUGGUACAAACGUUAUAGCGUAUUUACUUCAAGGUUUGAGAAGCCCCGCAAACAGACAGAUCUUACUUCACAUGAUGAAAAACGACCUCUUCUUGCGCAUUAUUGAAAACUCGGGACUUGGAGAUGUAGCAGUUUUCAACAAUCCAUACAACAGACGAGUAGAAUUACCAUCUGCUCUCGGCAUUGGUACCGCAGAAUCUGUUGCCAAGUUGUUCGGUAUUCUUACCACGGGUGGUGUGGAUAGCCGGACGAACGAAACUCUUCUUUCACCGUCAACGAUUGGCAAACUCUUCACUUCUGACACACCCACCUUCGACGAAACGCUUGGCGUACCAAUUACAUUUAAUCUGGGUCUAAUUGCAGUUGACCUGGUUGAUGGAGAGAUGUUGUAUGGUCAUAACGGUGCAGGAGGUCAGUUAGCAUUUGCAGAUACCAAAAACCAGCUUGGAAUUGGAUUCGUGAGCAGUGCUUUGUCUCCCUAUUUCAUCCGUGACGAUCCAAGAACAGAUGCUCUGCUUGCUGCUCUAUACAAAUGCAUACAAUCAAUAGAGAAGACUUAAAAGACAUUAGAGUGAAGAAAGGAAUUCA